UCCCAGUAGUAGCAGCGGCAGCAGCUCGAUCAGUCAGUGGUGUAAGGAUCGGCAUAGCCAGACGUAGUGCCGCGCGCGCUGCUGCAGUCGUCGUGCGCGCGCGCGUGUGUGUGUGUGUGUGGGUGCUGUGCAGGUGCAGCCGUUCAGGCUCGCGCAGGGGGCAUCGCGCAUCGACUCUGUGCGCGCAUAUAGGUGUGUGAGUCCGUCUCUCCUAGUUCCUGCGCGUAUGUGUGUGCGCGAGUGAGCCGAGAGAGAGAGAGAGAGAGAGAGAGGUGAGGAGGUGGUAGGACAUUCCCACCUCGGGGGUUCGCGCUGGAAAAUGUCGAUGCGCCGGCGGCGGCCGCUGCUGCUUUCGGGGGCCGACUCGCCGCGCCGUGGGGGCGAUGAGCGCACUUCCCUUCGCCCUGAGACAGCCGCCGCCGUUCAGACUAAUUUCGUCCCUGCUGAUCCUCGCCUCCUGCUGCUGCCUCCUCGUCUGCGCAGAGGCCAGCGGCUCGAUCACAGCAGCAGCAGCAGCGAAGCAGGAGAGGAGUAAGCGAUCGCUGCAGCUCGGGGAUGACGGCCGUCCCGACGUGCGGCGUUCGGCCAACGUCGAGCUCGACGUCUACGACGAGCUGCCCGACGACGAGUCCGAGGAGGACUACCAGGAGCUCAACGUCACCGCAGAGAAGUCCAAGUAUCUGGGCUCGCCGUGCGACAGCAUGUGCAACCCGACGCUCCAGCACGUGUUCUGCGACCCCGAGACCAAGUUCUGCGAGUGCGAGAAGCUGUAUCCUGUCCAGCUCGGUCCUACCAAGGGAUGUGCCAAACCGAAGAAGCUCGGCGAGCAGUGCCUCUACCGGGCGACCUGCACCUACACGGACCAGCACGCGACCUGCACCCAGGUCCAGCACAACGCGGUCUGCGAGUGCGAGAUCGGCUUCCACCGCGUCGCUCUGUCCAGGCCGAACAAGAAGCUCUUCUGUGCUGCUGACCUGGUGCUGAUAGCGACGGACCUGCCGACUCUGCUCGGCGUCGCCUCGGGCAUAGCGGUGAUCACGGGCCUGAUAUGCUUCGUCUUGAAACUCUUCAGCCGAGCUCGCUACACGAGGCCGCGACACUACGCCAACGCGGGACACGCGCCUCCGAUGCUCUUCACCAGUGACACAGGUAUCCCCCUGACUCUGCACGGGGGCAGACCCUCGUCGCGCUCCUCGCAGCGCAGCAGCGGCGGUACCAUCAACUGCGUCCUGACCCGUAAGCAGAGCGGCACCAACAACAACAACAACAACAACAACGACGGCACGUCCGGGCGUGGGCCUCUGGUACCGGCCUCGCGAGCAGGUGCGGCCCGAGCCGCCGCCAUCUUGCUGAUCUCGUGCCACCGGCAGGCCACCAACGGAGCUGGCUCAUCAACUGUCCCAUCAGUCAGCAAGCACCGGCGCGCCCUCAGCGACGUGGCUGAGGGAUCGUCAGACGGCCUCGGCUCUCGUCGCCCGAGUCUGGCGUCGAUCCACAGCUCGACCUCGUCGGCCAAGAGCUACAGCGCCCGGAGACUCGAGCGCGAGCGUAACGAGAAGGAACAGCGUCAAGCUCUGGCCGAGCUGAAGCUCAAGCGCGAACAGCAGCAGCAGCAGCAACAGCAGCAGCAACAGCAGCAGCAGCAGCAACAGCAGGUCGCACCUACGCCCAGUCCUAGGACGCCGCACUCCACCGACGAACUGCUGCCGGCCGUCGAAGAGGGCGCCGAGAUUUUCUAUAACGAGCAAAUACCAACGACAUCCGGUAUGGCGAUGACGAGCAGCGGGAAGAAGACCAAAACUACAACGACGACCAGCUCCUACGCGGCUAAUAACGAAGCGGCCACUCCGCUCUUCGAGAGCGACGCAAAACCCUGCACGUCCGCCGACAGUUAUCGCUCGUAAUCCCACAAGCGUAAGCGUACGCACGGACGGAGAUUUUGUUUUUUGAAGAAGAAACGGCUGAGGACACCCGUCGUGCAUAUAUGUAUAACACGCAUGUAAUGUAUACCAUCACGUUCAUCCAGAAGAUAGACAGAGAGAGGGAAAAGAGAUGGGAGGAAACAAAUAACGAACCGCGCGUCCCGAUUUAUAUACAUAAUAUACAAUUAAAUAGCUAUAUACACCGCGAUUGAUCGAUAUACGUUGUUGCCGCUCGCAUAAGCAUCAGGGGGUUCGCCGAAGCAUAUACAUCGUAGCAUUCACGCACACGCAGCAUAAAACGUGUAAAUUUUGCGGAGGAGUUUUCGACGGGCGAGCGAGACGCGUCUGUGAACUAAAUAAUAAUCGCGUAAUCGAGUGAGCGAUGAUAAUGGCGCUGAAAUUAUGGGUGAGCAUGUCUGCGGAAGGUCGGAAAAUUUAACUUUUAGGAGGACACAUUCGUUACAUUAAACGCCAGCCGGAAUUGCGCUUUUUACUGAAAAGUGACUUCACUCGUCGAUCGGUUAUCGAUUGCGUUGACCUUUUAUUUAGGCCUGUGCGAUUCAUUGGAAAAUAAAUAAAACAUUUAACGAACAAGCUUUAUUACAAGUAUCCGACCUCCCGUAGAAUCGCUAAUACAUACGCGCGCUACUGCGCUCCGGCAUACGGCAAUGGCUUUUACGUACGUACAAUGUAUACAUAGGUCUAUAUAUAUGUACGGAAAUCGAUGAUGCACGCAUACCUAUAUUGGGUCAUCGUAAUUUUGCAUAGUUUCAGUUCAGCGACGAUGGGCGCCUGCUGUGUAGUUCACGUGACUAAUCGGUUUUUUUUAUACUACUGUUUUAAUAUGUAUGCAAUAUACGGACGAUCGAUUGUUUGACCGCUAUCCCACCACAUCACAUGUUUAUGCCGUUUUUAUUAUUACUAUUAUGCGUUUCGUACAGUGUGUGAUAAUAUACCUAUAUACUUUUACGUUUUUCCUAUACCACGUACGAUCGCUUCGAUGACAUUACCAUACGGGGCAGCCGAGUAUAAGUGUAUUGGUUUUAUUUCGACGAUAUAAGAUACUUAUACAUAUACGCACACUAUACGCGACGCGCCUAACGAGAGUCGAGGGUCUGCAAGUGCGAAACGAUGCUUAUUCGUUGUCAAUAUUCACGUGGUGUGCGCGCAUUCGAGAAAACUGCAGAAAUCGCAAGACGUUGGUAACGAUCGAAACGUUUCUUUCGCCAAAGUGUGCCUAUAAGCGAAGAAUAUUCUUUGGAUUCGAGAAUUUUUCCGAUGUACCUAUCCUCCUUGACAAAAUUUGCAUGUACAAUUUUAACACUGUCGAACUUUCUAAAACGCUUAUAUGAGUUGUACAAAAUUUCACAAAACUAUAUACGUUGACAUAUCGACGAGAUUCCAGCUGAUUUCGCACUUGCAGAUCGAGAACUGAUAUAGGGAGAAAAGAAAACAUGCGGUUUUAAUCGUAUAAUACAUUGAAAAAUAAAAAAAAAAAAAUAAAAAAAUAGAGACCGAAUUCCCAUCAUGUAAAAUAUCGAUGAUCGACGAUAUUGUUCGAAUAUAUAACGUACGCUGCCUUUUUCAAACGAGAGAAAAACUCUGUAGCGUUUGUUUACUAUUGACGAUAUUUUGGCACACGAGUUUGAUUAACGACAGCAUCGAUAUAGGCAUAUAACAUGAGUAUUAUUUCUAUAACACGAUUAUAGGCUUAUCAGACGACGUUGUAUUCUUGUAUCUCGAAGAACCGUCUACGUCAUGUUAUAUUAUAGCGAGAGAAAUGAAAAUUGUUCAGUUUAUUAUUAUAUAAUAUAUGAAUAUAACGUAUAAGCAAAGAAAAUCAUAACGAAAAUAAUCGGUAAAAAAAUUGUUAUCAGCGGGCAUUCAAUUGUUUGAUUGCAAAAUUGUCGAGUAUAGCGAAAGUUCUGUAAUUUAUAAAGUAUGAGCAAAAAUGAAGAAGAAAAAGAGAGGCGAAGUAGAGAAAGAGAGGGAGAGAGAGCAACAAUUCUCGGCGAACGACCGAACGAUCGAACGACGUGAGAAAAUAAUUGAUGUGCAUGAUGUUUAUAAAAGUCGAUGUAAACAGCGUUAUCGUUUUAGCCCAUUUUGAAUGUUUACUGUACGAUACAUUGUAAUAUAGACGUUGGGCAAAUAAAGCUCAUUUUUCCUACGUGA
This is a messenger RNA of Nasonia vitripennis (jewel wasp), 4097 nucleotides long. RefSeq lists its product as uncharacterized. The coding region runs from base 384 to 1904 and encodes 506 amino acids. NCBI's taxonomy places the organism in Eukaryota, Metazoa, Arthropoda, Insecta, Hymenoptera, Pteromalidae. The record is from RefSeq and is a predicted model, not a curated record. The transcript is spliced from 7 exons.